Molecule: messenger RNA, 2013 nt
Organism: Talaromyces stipitatus ATCC 10500
Lineage: Eukaryota; Fungi; Ascomycota; Eurotiomycetes; Eurotiales; Trichocomaceae
Exons: 2
Coding region: 1-2013 (670 amino acids)
Biological process (GO): DNA-templated transcription; regulation of DNA-templated transcription
Molecular function (GO): zinc ion binding; DNA-binding transcription factor activity, RNA polymerase II-specific; DNA binding
Source: RefSeq, a predicted model, not a curated record
AUGCGUCUAAAGCGGGGGAUAGAGCGUGAAUCAUGCGACUUUUGCUAUCGACGGAAGAUCAAAUGUGAUCGCGCCUCCCGUGCGACUCAGGGCCUUGUGACAUGUUCGCAGUGCGCUCUCCGCCAGGUGCAGUGUCGCCUCGAUGACUCCGAUGAUAUUCGGAUUCAGAGACGCAGGCGAACCGGAACACCAGGCAGGACCUUGGGUUCGCCAAAAUCACGCCCUAGUCAGAGACGCCAAGUCUUAAGGGGCGAACAGCAAACACCGGGUGCCAACCCUGUGGAGGACGAGAGCGACACAUCUUAUAACACGCUAGGCAGUAGCCAACCUGUUGAUUCAUUGUCACCACCGCCCCCUCCGUUCUCUGUGGAUAUUGAAUCCUCGUUUACUUCACCGGCGGAGGAGGAGAUUAAUGCUUCGAUGUCGCUCCAGGACGAGACAACAAACUUUCUCUUCCUUGAUUCUGCCUUGUGGCUUAGCGCAGAUAGUGUCUCAUUCCUCGAUCAGGUCUUCAUGAGAGAUUGCGAGUUGCCACUGGAAGACAAUCAACUGCCACUAGUAGUUGACCAGAACCAGUCGACCAGUGCGACAGAGGGUUAUGCCGACGGGCGAUCAAAGACAACACCAACAAGCGUCUCCCAAUUUGACCAUGGAAUGCUUGGGGCACCGUGGUUGAAUUCAAAUCUCGACUCGGAUUCGUUUGAGGAAGCAUUGCAUGCUUACUUUGACUUUGCUGCCCUGUGUCUACCCAUCCUUCUUGAGGAUGCAUUCUGGGAAGACUAUCGCGCUGGCAGGUGCAGCUUUGCGCUAUUAUUUGCCAUUGCCUGCCGUGGGAUACCGUUCACCAAUGUUGUAAACAAAUGGGAGGUACAGCAGCAACUUGCCCACCAGUUCAGAGAGGCAUUCUUUGAGACCCAGAAUUGGGCGACGAACCAAGGGUCAAUACGCCUUGAUGAUCUCGAAGCAUUGGCACUAAUGGUUAAUUUUGAGUAUGACAAUACGCAAAAUGCGUCGGCUCAAACUCACCUAGGACAUCUAUUUCUAACGCAUGACUCUCUGGUGUUGAUGACGCUGCAGUCUAGGAUCCAAAGUCACAGUUUUCACGCUUCCGCCUCUGCAACGGCGUUGGCGCGGGCUAAUGAACGGCGUACGUUACUAUUCUGGCAUGUAUAUGGUCUUGAUGCCUUCCACAGUCUUGAUAACAAAAGCAUAUCACGUAUCCAAGAGGAUGAUGUUGACCUGACUGAAAGUCUGCCGCGACAUGAGGCAGGAAGCUACCUCGAUGCUAUGCUCACCUUGUCGGUCAUCGCACGAAAAUCCCUGAAGACUCUUUGCGGUGCUUCGGCUAGACGAAGAGGAGUUAAAAUGGACGAUAUCCAAUAUGUCUAUCACCAACUUGAUCAUUGGCGUAACACUAGCUGCCCGCCACAUUUACAGCGACAGAGAGCAAAAGGAUCAAAUCGUGUGUUUAUGAGUGGCAAGAAGAGGGCAGGUAAACAUGCUCUACUGCAUGCUGCAGUGUUAUGGCUGCUGGAACUCAACUGCUAUAUGCAAAUUGAGAGCUGUGUCACACAGUAUGUUGGGGGCGAAAUGAUCACUUGCCGUGUUGGAUACGAGACACUCCGCGCGGUCUUCGACAUUGUUGACAUCUCGGUAUGGGCCAAGCAGGAUAAGAACCAGGACAACGAACUCGGUCAGAAAUCCCUGGUUGAUCUCGCGCCGCAGAUGGUGCGUAAUAUUUGUGCCGGGGCAUGCUUUUGGAUCUGCCUACGCGGGAAAGCUACGUUUGAUGGAGAGGUAUUGAAUGUGAUCCAGUUCCAUACAAUCCCAGGGCGAAGGAACAGGGAAGAUAUGAAUUUGAGAAAGACGACGAUGGAAAACUAUUUGAGGGCGGCGAAAUUGCUACGAGAAGCAGUAGCGACAGCAAUAUCACACAAGGACACAGAGCAGGUCCUUACACACAUAGAUAAGCCCAUCGCUUUGCUGGAAGAGGACAUUCACACGCUUAACUAA